GGAGGACAGUAGGCACCAUUUUGGGAAACUAUGGGCUGGAGGAUAAGUUAUUAAAUAUUAUUUAUAUACUGUUUCAGACCAAAAUAUCACGACUAGUAUUUCUCUUCAAAACAAUAUUAAAAAAGAAAAACAUAGAAAGAUUUUGGAUUAAAGAUAUGUCCGACAUACGGGGAUCAGAUUUAAAAUCUGUAACUGUUGAGUUUCAUACUGCAAAUGAAGCUCGAAAAGCACUAAAAGUGUUUAAUAAAUUUGAGUAUAGGAAUGGCAAGGACUUGUAUCUGAUAAAUGCAUAUUUGGAACUUGGACAACCAAGAAGGAGGUCUCCAAGCCCGUAUCAUUAUGGGCAAGAUCGCUUUGAUAGUUACUCAAGAGGUAGAUCACGCAGCCCUCAUUAUGAAACUUCUAAACUUGAUUUAGAAAUAGAGUUGCUGAGAAAGCAAAGGUUGAUAGUAGAAGAGGAAAGAAGGCUACUAUUUGAGAAGAAGAAGUUGGAGUUGGUAAAGGAGUUUGGCCCAAGCGCCUUACAAGAAUUCGAAUCUUCGGAAUUCUCUCGCUCGAGACCCCGAGACUACAGACCCCGUGAACCUUCUCCAUUUCGGUCUCGGCCGAAUAAACGUUCGAGGCCUAAUAGACCGAAAACUCCACCACAAAGAAGAAUGCCGACACUGUCCAAGAAACUACCAAACUUUCUUUGGCCAUGCAAACUUAUACUAACGGACAUGAAAGAUCUAAUCUUUGCAUCAGGCUUGGAAUCUAUGAGAGAAAUCUCUAUACUUGACAAAAUGAUUCGAAUCACUAUACGCAAGAGAUUGGUUGUCCUUUGUGAAAAUAAGCCGAUUAUGUCAGCCACAGAAGUAGCGGCGUUAUACCGGGCACGUUACCCAAAAACCACAGAUGAAACGCUUGUGGCUAAGCAUUUAAAAGACCUUAGAGGUUCCCAUAUGUCUAUAGAUGAUGGGGAAAUAGGUAAGGUCACCAAAAAGGAUAACACAAAACAACCAGGGAGAAGAGCAAAUGAAGAAAAGGUGGAAAAGAAAAGUGGAGAAAAGAUAAAUGAAGGGGAGAAAACAAUUAAAAUUGAAGGUCCAAAUGAAGUGGAGCAAGACAAAACAGAAAAACAAAGUGAAGUCCACAAUGUAACAGAUACUACAGACUUAACAGGAACUGCAUUUGAAGUAAAGGAGAUAAAACUUGAAACUACAGAUAUUACAGGAGCAGUUUCUAAUACAGAUAUAAAUAUCCCUAAAAAGGAACUGGUGAUUAAGGAAGAAACUAUACAUACAGAGGAAGUAAUUCCAAAUAAAAAGAAAAUUAUACCAAAAGAGAAAGAAAUUCUUAAUGAAGAUGAAGUAAUUCCAAAUAACGAGAAAGUCAUGCUUGACAAAGUAAUCUCAAAUGAAAAGGAACAAAAUGAAGCUAACAUUGAAAAUAUGGAAGAAAAGAGUGUGAAUUUGGAUGAUUUGAUUGGAUCGGAUUCCAAUGGAAUAGUUAUGGACGAGGCAAAUAUGGACGAUUGGACCGAAGGCGACGGAGAAGAAUGGAAGUAGGUACUAACCGGGUAUAAGCAGUUGCUAUAAAAUGCAAACUAAGAGAAGUAGAGAGAAGUCAGAAAUUCAAACAGUUUAUUUAAUAACCAACUUGUGUUUUACCAAUCAUAUAUUAUAAGCUUAUUGUAAUAUACUUAGUUAUUGUAAUAGACUUAGGCCUAAUGUCCACAUAAAUUGCACGUCAUACGCACACUAUCGUCAUUUUACGCUUGCGUGCUGCAUGCUUGCAUCUUGCGUAGAAACGAACGAAACUGUGUCCACUGGAGCCCCAACGCCGCAUUUGAGUUUGUCACGAAGUUCGUGCGGCAGCAUAUCACUACCCGAGCGUAUUACUAGACGCAGACGUGUUUAUUCCGCAAAAUGGCGGCAUGAGCGGGUAAUUUUGUUCGUAUUACUGAACAAUAUGUGGACAGAACUAAGAUGCAAAAUACGCCUGUCGUCAUUUGUAGCUUUCAUGCAUUCGGCAAAUGACGUUGCCGUGGACUUAAGCCUAAGUUAUAGUUAUUUUGAAGCAACACACUUGACGGACGUAAGACCUAGCUACCCAUAGUACAGAGAUCCUAGUUUGGGAGCUAGGCACAUCUGUACCUAUUUUUCUGUGUUUGGCAAAAAUAUUUUUAUAUCAGUAGGUAGUAACUUUACAUAUUACAAACAUCCAACUGGUUCUUAGUUCUUGUUCUGGUACUUGUACUGGUUCUUACUGACACUGCCGAAUCAUUGCCAAUAGAAAACUUAUGGCGAUCACGCCAUAAUAUAAUUUUUAUAUUAUUAUAAAAUUGACGCUGGCACAAGCCUAGUGGUCGCCACAAAGAAAAUAAACAAAAAAUGUAUAACUCUAUUU
Molecule: messenger RNA, 2388 nt
Organism: Hyposmocoma kahamanoa
Lineage: Eukaryota; Metazoa; Arthropoda; Insecta; Lepidoptera; Cosmopterigidae
Exons: 5
Coding region: 156-1547 (463 amino acids)
Source: RefSeq, a predicted model, not a curated record